Molecule: messenger RNA, 1761 nt
Organism: Frankliniella occidentalis (western flower thrips)
Lineage: Eukaryota; Metazoa; Arthropoda; Insecta; Thysanoptera; Thripidae
Exons: 3
Coding region: 1-1761 (586 amino acids)
Molecular function (GO): catalytic activity
Source: RefSeq, a predicted model, not a curated record
AUGAAUGUCGAAGUUCUUUGUAUCACAGAACACAAGUUAAAUACUCCUGUUAUUGCUCGUAACUUGCUAGAAAAAUAUGUUUGUACCUCAAUAUACUGCAGAGAGAAACAAGGUGGUGGAGGAGCUGCUAUAUAUAUAUCAAGAAAGGGACCUCCAAAGGGAGACAUUGAAAUAUUUUAUGAUCAGUUAACAAAAUGUCUACAAAAAGUCAGCAAUAACAAAAAUAUAUUCAUCUGUGGGGACCUAAAUAUUGACAUCAAGACCUGUGACAAAAACAAACUAAAUAUGAAGAAAGAGCUGGAAUACUUCCUCGCUCAACAAGGGUUUUACACCAUUACAGAUAAGUAUACCAGAGAUAUGGGCUACUGCAAAACAGCCAUAGACCACAUAAUAACCAAUGUGGACAGGGAAGAGAUUAAAAGUGAUUGCAACAUUGAAGCAGGUAUCUCUGAUCAUACUCUUCAGUAUGUCUCAUUUCACAAGAGUAAGAGGAACUCAGGAAUAAAAUUCAAAUAUCAGAGAGUCUACCCACAAACUAAAAUAGCACUGUUUUGUAAUGAACUGGAGAAUCAAAGUUGGUCUGAUAUGUAUGAAGCCAAAACUAUAAAUGAGAAAUUCAAUAACUUUCAUAAAAAAUUUUCAGAACUGUAUGAAAACUAUUUUCCAUUAAAAAAAUGCAAAGUGAAUGAAAAAGACAAAAGGUGGGUUACAAAAGGCAUUGAAAUAACAUCAAGAAAUUAUCGGGAACUAUGUCAGAAAAUCAAAAGGAAUCAUGACCAUGGCUUUGAAGAAUACUUCAAGAAAUAUAGAUCAAUCUAUCGCAAGAUCCUUAAUGCUGCAAAAACACUAGCAACUGAAUCCGAGAUUAAUAAUGCAAAAAAUACAACUAAAGCUAUUUGGACAGUCAUAAAUAAACAAAUGGGGAAACCAGAAAUACAACACAAAAAUAUAAGCAUAAAACUAGAGGACAACACAAUCUGUACAGAUCCGACCAGAAUAUCUGAAGAAUUUAAUAAAUACUACUGUAACCUGGCAAAGAACCUGCAAGAUGAUAACAAAGAAAAAGGCACCACAUUCAAUGAAACAGAAUUCUCAAUGUACCUAAGCAAAGUAUCAGAAAAUGACAUCAUUCUAGCCAUAGCCAAACUUAAAAAUAAAAAAUGUUCCGGAUAUGACCAUGUGUGUGAUGAGAUUAUAAAGACAUGUCACCAACAACUUAUCAAGCCAUUAAAGCAUCUUGUGCAAGCUUCCUUUGAUGAAGGAGUUUUCCCAGAGCUGCUAAAAUUGUCAAAGGUUAUGCCACUCUACAAGAAAGGGGAAGAAACGGAAACUGGAAAUUAUAGACCUGUUGCAAACAUAACUACUUUCUCAAAAAUUUUUGAAAUUGUCAUGGAGAAGAAACUACGGGACUACCUAUAUAGAUUUAAUAUCUUAUCAGAUACACAAUAUGGAUUCGUGAAAGGGAAAAGUACCACUGAUGCUAUAGUGGACUUUAUCCAAAAAAUUUAUAACUCAUUCGACAAGAAAAAACUUUUAACCGGAAUCUUUUUUGACAUGUCUAAGGCAUUCGAUCUUGUAGAUCACAAGAUACUUUUAACAAAACUCAGUGCUUAUGGUAUUAGAGGUAAAGUGUUAAAGUGGAUGGAGUCCUACCUGUCACUAAGAAAACAAGUUGUGGAAAUUAGCUACAGUGAUGGAAAAGUUUUAAGAACAUAUCGAUCAAAUUCCGAAAUUAUAACUUGUGGUGUCCCGCAAGGAUGA